AUGGCUCUCUUGCUCAAUGAGCCUGGGUUUGGGAGUGUCAUGGCGGCUUCCUGUCGGCAUUUCCAGAACUGCGGUCCUCCAAAAAUCGUGGCUAUCGCCAGCCCGAGCCCUCUUUCUCCAGUCCCCGUGCCCACCCAGAACGCCGCCCAGAACACGGCGGUUCCAAGACUCGAGGACCACGCAGCGACUGUUAGCGAAUCGGCUCAUUCCGAGAUGCCGCUACCUGCUCCUCCUAAUCCCGUCACAAUGGACCCAGCCGCGGCGCCCAGCGGGUUUUCCGACACAAUAGUAGUGGGCGGAGAUUACUCGGGCGAGUCUCACGACGAGUCCGACGAGAGUAUCGACUACGGCGAGGGCGAGGAGGGGCAAAAACAGGGGGGAGAGGAACCAGAUACGGCCAACGAUGACUAUGCCAAAACAUUUGAUUCGCCAGCAGCUCAUGAGGAUCAAGAUGGGGGUGAGGAGGCCCAGCCAGAUGUAUCAAUGGCCUCGAUAUCCAUGAAUAGUGCGGCUACGCCUGACCCUGCAGCUGUCCCUUCUGAUCACCCUCCCACCCCUCCGCCGGCCUUGCCCCAUACCAACGGUGAGGUUCAAGCUCCAGAGACUGCCCUGCCGUCCGAGCAAACCAACGGCUCCGACCAUCCCCCCGAGCUCCCGCCUGCCGCGGCGAGCACCAUCCCAUCAUCCGCGGCGCCUGCCGCAACCUCUGCCACCGAACCUGCUGAGACGCAAACCCCAGCUACCCCAGCCUCCAAUGGGGCUCCGGCUAGCGCCGCCCCGGCGGCUCCUGCGUCGGCAAAUGAAGAUGAUGCCUCUGUUGACAUCCAAAAGCUGGUAGACGACAUUACUGCUAGAGCCGCCGCCACAGACUCGCCCUCUAACCCUCCAGUGCAAACCAGCCCCGUCACCUCUCAAGCUCCUCCGGUUUCCUUGCCCACAUCUCAUCCCCCUUCCCUCCCUCCCAAGCCUUCUCUCCCCAAUCUACCAGCCGGCUUGCCCGCCAUCCCACCGGCGCACUACUCGUUCCAACCCCGGGGCCACAAUGCGCCCGCUGCCCCGGCAGUUCCGAUGUCCCUCACCAACUCCGUCACAUCGCAUAGUGCGUACGUUGCAAAUGAAGGUCUCGCUUCCUUACCCGCGCCACCGCCGGGUGUUUUCGGCGCGACAUCUCAUUCCCAUGUCCAUCACAUGUCCCAUGCCGGAGAUCCUUCUUCCGGGAAUUACCAUGGCUCGUCCACCAAACAGCUCUGGGAGCAGUUCCAGGCCGAUGAGAAACGAUACACAUCAGAGGCCAGGUGGGAGAGAUUUCCGGAGGGCUCUCGUAUUUUUAUUGGCAAUCUGUCUAGCGAACGAGUUUCGAAACGCGAAGUAUUCGACGUAUUCCACAGAUUCGGCCGGCUGGCGCAGAUUUCCCUCAAGAGCGCCUAUGGCUUCGUCCAGUACCACACCAUCGCUGAAGGCAACGCCGCCAUGCAAGGCGCCCAGGGCAUCGAGCUCGGUGGCCGGAAGAUUCAUCUUGAGAUCUCACGCGCGCAAAAGAAAAAGGACGACCGAGAUAGGUCUCCGGACCGCCGAGGCCCGCGGGGCUCUCAGGCGAACGAGCGGUUCGACAACGGCGAUCGUAGUUGGAAACGAGACGACUACCGGCCGGUGCGUUCCCCCUCUCCGCGCCGGAAUGACCCCCGCGGCGGCCGAGACGGCCACUACCCCCGAGACCGUGGAUUCGACAGCCACCAACGCCGCCGAUCUCGUUCGCCCGCGCGCUUCAGCCGCUACGGUGGUGACGACUCAUACCGGCGUCGGAGCCCCAGCCCGCACCGCAGAGCCCCCUCUGACGGCGACCGGUUCGACUUGCCUCGCCGGUUUGGGGCCGAUGUUCCCGACGUGCAGAUCCUCCUUCUCCAAGAGGUCUCGAGAGAGUUCGUCGGCUGGGUCCAGGGAGCCUUCCAUAACAAGGGUCUAAAGACCGAUGUUAUGUAUCUCAAUCCUCGAUUCCCUCGAGAGACGGUGCUGCAGCGCCAAGUUGUCGAAGGGGUGUAUGCCAUCGUCGAUCUUGAUUACGGCGCGCAAACCAAGGGCAAGAUCCCCGUCCAGGUAUUCAUCCGAUCUGGAGGCAGCAGCGUCCGCUUCGAACUGUACCAGGACGUGGAUCCCCCAAUCGCGGCCGAGCUUGUCGCGAGGGAGAAAUCCCAGUCGGCAGCACACCUCGCGCAACCCCAGGCGUCUUACGCGCCUACGUCACUCCAGAACCCUCAAGCGGGUGCAGCCCAGACGUACCCCGGCGUCCCGGUUGCCAGCGCACCGCAGGCCGCCCAGAUCGACAUGAAUGCCCUUCUCGGCAAUCUCCGGAAUGCCGCGGCAGCGCAGCCUGCGUCACCGACCUACGGGGCCGCCCCCACUUAUGGUGUGUCCGUGGGCGCUGCUCCCAACGGUUACGGCGGCAUGGACCCGGCUCAACAGGUUCAAACGAUUAUGGAUCAGCUGAAGCGUGCCGCCCACUAA
Chaetomium globosum CBS 148.51 is the source of this 2502-nucleotide messenger RNA. RefSeq lists its product as uncharacterized. The transcript is spliced from 5 exons. Gene Ontology annotation, molecular function: RNA binding. Bases 1 to 2502 code for a protein of 833 amino acids. The record is from RefSeq and is a predicted model, not a curated record. NCBI's taxonomy places the organism in Eukaryota, Fungi, Ascomycota, Sordariomycetes, Sordariales, Chaetomiaceae.